CCUGCCGAGAGAGAGAGAGAGAAACCCACAGACACAGCAAGAGAUAGGGAAAGAAAGGCCGUGACUCGCGAGACAGAUAAGAGAAGAGAGGUACUGGUCUGUAGUUGUCUCAACCCUCAAGAGAGAAAAAGCAAGAAACAAAUGGCAUCGGCAUCUCUCCUCAAGUCGUCUCCGGUCCUCGACAAAUCUGAGUGGGUGAAGGGCCAGACCCUCCGCCAGCCUUCGACCAGCUCGGUCGUCCGCUGCCACCCGGUCUCUCAGUCUGCUCUUACCAUCCGUGCCGGUUCAUACGCCGAUGAGCUUGUCAAGACUGCGAAAACUAUUGCAUCUCCUGGCCGUGGAAUCUUGGCCAUGGACGAGUCAAACGCCACCUGCGGGAAGCGUCUUGCCUCCAUCGGCCUGGAGAACACUGAGGCCAACCGGCAGGCAUACAGGACGCUCCUAGUCACCGCUCCUGGCCUUGGAAACUACAUCUCCGGUGCUAUCCUCUUCGAGGAGACACUCUACCAGUCAACAAUCGAUGGCAGGAAGAUGGUCGACGUACUCGUCGAGCAGAACAUCGUCCCGGGUAUCAAGGUCGACAAGGGUCUGGUUCCCCUGGCUGGUUCCAACGACGAGUCAUGGUGCCAGGGUCUUGAUGGCCUCGCCUCCCGCUCAGCCGCUUACUACCAGCAGGGAGCUCGUUUCGCCAAAUGGCGUACCGUUGUGAGCAUUCCCAACGGCCCAUCGGCACUGGCAGUGAAGGAAGCAGCCUGGGGUCUCGCUCGCUAUGCUGCUAUCUCUCAGGACAACGGGUUGGUCCCGAUUGUGGAGCCGGAGAUCUUGCUCGACGGUGACCACGGGAUUGAGAGGACCUUCGAGGUUGCCAAAAAGGUCUGGGCUGAGGUGUUCUUCUACCUUGCCGAGAACAAUGUCAUGUUCGAGGGUAUACUCCUCAAGCCCAGCAUGGUUACUCCUGGUGCUGAGUGCAAGGACAAGGCUACACCUCAACAGGUCGCCGAGUACACUCUCAGUCUCCUCCGCCAGAGAAUUCCUCCGGCUGUCCCCGGAAUCAUGUUUUUGUCUGGUGGGCAAUCCGAAGUGGAGGCAACCCUGAACCUGAACGCAAUGAACCAAGCCCCAAACCCAUGGCACGUCUCAUUCUCAUAUGCAAGAGCCCUGCAGAACACUUGCCUGAAGACGUGGGGAGGAAGGCCGGAGAAUGUGAAGGCAGCCCAGGAUGUUCUGCUUGUCCGGGCCAAGGCCAACUCUCUCGCUCAGCUCGGCAAGUACACCGGUGAAGGGGAGUCAGAUGAGGCCAAGCAAGGAAUGUUCGUCAAGGGCUACACUUACUAGAACGUACCAUGUACCAAUCUGUGGACGAAGAAGAUGAUGAAGCUUAAGCACCUCUCUCUCUCUCUCUCUCUCUCUCUCUCUCUUUUAUGCUUAUAGCCAUGAAGACUAUUUUUGUUCAUUACAUGUAAUGUUAGCGACUUAAUAAUAAGUUUAGUUUCAGCUGGUUAAUGAGAUGAGAUUAGAAGGUACACAAUUGUUUAUGGUAUAUUUCUUGUGGAUA
Molecule: messenger RNA, 1555 nt
Organism: Nelumbo nucifera (sacred lotus)
Lineage: Eukaryota; Viridiplantae; Streptophyta; Magnoliopsida; Proteales; Nelumbonaceae
Product: fructose-bisphosphate aldolase 1, chloroplastic-like
Biological process (GO): glycolytic process
Molecular function (GO): fructose-bisphosphate aldolase activity
Source: RefSeq, a predicted model, not a curated record